Girardinichthys multiradiatus is the source of this 4879-nucleotide messenger RNA. It is a transcript of the gene aldh16a1, whose product is annotated as aldehyde dehydrogenase 16 family, member A1. Gene Ontology annotation, molecular function: oxidoreductase activity, acting on the aldehyde or oxo group of donors, NAD or NADP as acceptor. The transcript has 17 exons. NCBI's taxonomy places the organism in Eukaryota, Metazoa, Chordata, Actinopteri, Cyprinodontiformes, Goodeidae. The record is from RefSeq and is a predicted model, not a curated record. The coding region runs from base 128 to 2524 and encodes 798 amino acids.
CAGAAGAAGAAGAAGAAGAAGAAGAAGAAGAUAGGUCGGUGGUCUCCCUGCUUAUCAUAUGUUCUUCAAUUAUUGCUCCCUACCUGAACCCCAAACGGAGAAGGGGUCAUACUGAGUCCUAACUAUUAUGGCUGAUAGCACCAACAAGACGGUGUAUGAGAUCUUCCAAAGCAUGGAGCAAGGACCACCUGCAGCUACUAGCAAUGCCGCUGCUCAGGCCUGGCUAGAUCAUCACUCCCGUUCCUUUGGUUUCUUCAUGGAUGGGAAGUUUGUCCGCCCAGAAAACAGACAGAACUUCUCCCUGGCUGAUUCCAAAGGGGGUGUGCUCUGCACCACAGUGUGUGCUGAGGAUUCUGACAUCUCCCAGUGUGCUUCCUCUGCCGCCACCGGCUACACGUCCUGGAGCAACCUGACCUGCUCCCAGAGAUCCAAAGCCCUGCUCAGGUUGGUGAGUGUCCUCGGGCUACACGGUCAGUGUUUGUCAGAGCUGUGUGCACUCUGUGAGACGACCUGCUCGCCCUCAGCUCUGGUCAGACAGCUGCAGUACUACAGCAGCUGGGCACAGCUCAGAGACACGCUCAUCCCCAGCUGGACACCUGUCGGCGUGGUGGUAGUUGUCUCUUCUGAUGACUGCUCCCUCUAUUCCCUGAUGCUCAAAGUCCUGCCAGCGCUGGCCAUGGGUAACUCUGUGGUUGUCGUUCCGGGUCGGAGUACUGCCCCUCCAGCACUUCUCUUAGCGCAGCUUUUUACAGGAGCGGGACUUCCUGCAGGGACUCUUAACGUUUUAACAGGAAAGGAUGUCACAUUGGGUGCCAAAGUGUCCCAGAAUCCCAACGUGAGCUACAUCACUUACAGCGGCAACAAGCAGGAUGGGCUGGUACUGUGUAAGGCCUCAGCAGGAAUGGGUGUUCCCGUGUCUGUCUCUCCGUGCGUUGGUGCUACAUGUCCCUUUAUCAUCUUUGAGUCAGCUGACAUCGAUAGCGCUCUGGAUGAAGUCCUACAGAUUGCCUUCAUGAAGAAGAAAGAGGUCCACUGGGUGCUGUGUGUGCAGGAGAGUGUGUCAGACAGCGUUGUAGCCCGGCUAAAGCUGCGAAUGGCAGGCAUGAAGUGUGUUGCUCUGAGCAGCGACGCAGACAGGGUCCUGGUGGAUGCUGCAGUACAGGAGGCUCAGCAGCAGGGGGCCAUGCUGGUCCAGCCCUGCAGUGCCAGACCUUCUGGUGCCCAGUACCCUCCCACGGUGCUCUGUGGGGCGGCCCCAUCCUCUCCAUAUGUGGUCACCCCCCCUCCUGGACCUUUGCUGCCUCUCCUGACUUUCAGGAGCAGUGCAGAAGCUGUGAUCUUAGGGAACCACAGUCCUCAUGGCCAUGCAGCAUCAAUCUGGACUGAAGACCUCACCUUGGCUCUGGAGACAGCGAAGAGUCUGUCUGUUGGCUCAGUGUGGGUGAAUUCCAGCUGCGUCUCAGAUCCCUGUCUACCUGUCUCCGGCCACAAGGACAGCGGGACCUGCACCGAUGGAGGACAGGAGGGUCUGUACCAGUUUCUCCGUCCCUCCUUUUCUUCCCCUCUUCCUCGCUCCUCCCCUGUUUCUUUGGACUACUCAAAGUUUGGAACAGAACCCGCCCAGGCUGUCAUUCCCGAUAGCCCAGACCAUACCAGUAUCCCUCAGUCCUACCCGCAGUUUGUUGGUGGUAAAGCAUGUAAAUCAGUGUCUGGCUGCAGUAUGCCUGUCCAAACACCAGGGGGCGAGAGUGUGUUAGCCUUUUGUCCUGAUGGAGGCCGGAAAGACGUCCGGAAUGCUGUGGAGGCUGCCAUCAAAGUUCAGCCUGGCUGGAUGAAGAAGAGUCCGUCAGCACGCGCUCAGUCACUCUACUCUCUGGCCAAAGGCUUAGAAUCCAAGAAGAAAGAUGUUUCUGCAUCAGUCAGCACCCAGCUGGGGGUUUCAGUGGAUGAAGCUGAUAAAGAGGUGGAGCUCAGCAUUGCCAGGCUCAACGUUUGGGCAGCUUACUGUGACAAAGUACAAGGUGGAUCCCUGCCCAUUCCACAGUCAGGUGCUGCUCUCUCCUUCCCUGAAGCCCUGGGGGUUGUUGGGAUCAUCUUACCCGACAAAGCUCCCCUCCUCUCCAUGGUAACGGUUCUUGGGGCAGCCAUUGCCACAGGCAACGCAGUUAUCCUGGUCCCCAGUCAGACGUUUCCGCUCCCUGCCUUGGCUUUCAUUCAGGUGCUUCAGUCCUCAGACCUGCCAGCAGGCCUGGUAAACAUCAUCACAGGAAAUCGAGACCAGCUCACAGUGGCUCUGGCUAAUCACAGCGUCAUCAAGGCUAUCUGGUACUGGGGCCGUGCUGAGGGUUGUCAGUACCUCCAGUACACCUGCACCAGCCCGCUGAAAACCCUGCGACUCUUCUGCCAAAAGGACGGGGAGGAGAGCGAUGCAGGGAUGGACUGGGCUCAGUCUCAUCCUUCUCUGCUGGAGGAUUUGUGGAGAAAUGCUGUCCAGUGGAAAAGUGUGUGGAUUCCCACUGCAUGAGACAUUUAGAGGACAACUUUAGUCAGCGUCGUCCUAAAGAGAUAACAGAAGUAUGUUAGAUUGUUAGUUAUGGCAGGAGGAGGGAAGAGAUGGGAUGUUUUGAUGGUUACUUAUUAACAGCAAUACUCGAGAUGAUCUAGGCACUUUUUACAGUCUGUCCAAAUAUGUCAAAUAUAUCAGGAUGAGGUUUUUUUUUUUUCACUGUGAUUAAAAAUGACCAGAGCCAGUAAUUCUCCAUGCCAAAGUUAAAAGUUCAAUGCAAACACAGAACAAUACCAACAUCAUAUCAUAAUUUGCAAAAGAAACACGAUGUAUUCUUUGUCAAAAGAAUUUCAUUUUCUCUGGGUUUAUCAGUGUUACAUACAUUCUGGAUCACUUCCAUUUUGGUUCUGGUUGUCUCUCAGAAUCUGUAGAAAAUACAGACAGUUGCAAAUCAGUAGGUUUUCUACGUCCAUUCUUGGUUAUGGUGUUAAUUGUUUUAGUUAAUUUACCUUCAUUUGGACCUAAAUGCAGUACUUUUAUGACUAGCCUUUUGUUGAAACAUCACCGUGUUAUUGAAUACAGUACCCUGCUAUAGUACUGAGGAUCUAUGUGAUAGAUCAGCACAAAGCAGUGCAUCAUUAUGAAGUAAAGGGGAAAAGAAACAAUCUAUUACACCUAAACAUCAGAUCAUUUGUUUGUCUUGUCUCUUACAUGGCUUGUAACAAACUGUAAAUGGGACUUCAUAUGGCUUUCCUCAUAACUCCAACUAGUUAGAGUUAACUCUCUGUUGUUAGGUGUCUUCCAAACCCACCGAUUUGUAUGAAGGCAAAAAAAAAGUUCAAUUUUAGUUUCACAAAUCUGAAAUCUACAGUGCUACCGAACGUAUAGGGUCACGGCACCAACCACUAACUGCUUAAAUGGCUGAGCUUAGUCUUCCCAGAAGGCCCUUUGGUAAGAACAGUGAUAUUUUUAUGGAACGGUGCCUGCACUUGUGACCAAUUAUAAACAGGCUGUUAAUGACUUAGCAAAACCAAAAAUGCUAACUCAGCUCAGUACUUUUUGCUGGUAUGUCUUUAUUACUGUACAGUAAAACUGUAACUUAGAGCCAUGGGUUUAUUAUGCAGUGAAAACAUUUCCCAGAAUAUCUGAAAACCUAUGCUAAAAUUGUGAAAUGAAAUAUAUUUUAAAUUUUUCUUACCACAGACUCUCCUCAUAAACCAUAAAUUAAAGGAGAAUUACACAAAGUAUGCAAUCUUUUUUGUAACUUGAUUUUUUUUUUACUGAAUAAUCUUAUUUUAAUCUUCAUGAUUACCAGAUCUCUUAGAUUUCUUGCCUUGAGUUUAGUAAAUCAGAGUUUAAAUUUAUUAUUAUUUUAUAUUCAUUAACCCAGAAAUUUGCAAACAUAUGAAAGCUAAUCUGCUAAAUUGUGUGCUGGUUAGCAUUAUGCAUUUGGACUUGAUGUUAGUAUUAGUAUACGUUGUAGUCGUUACAUACAGAAGUUUACGUGUUUUAACGUCCACACUAGGAAAAUAGAUUGUGUUAAAAUAGUGCUUAAAUCACUCCUCUGGCUUCCUGUUUGUCAAAGAAUAGAUUUUAAAAUAAUGUAAAGCACAAAAUGGUCUUAUGCCUUAAUUGAUUUCAGAGUUGCUUCUCAAGUACAAACUAUCUAGAUCCCUCAGGUCUUCAGAGACCUACUCACUCAGCGUUCCUAGGGCCAGAUAUCAACAGGGUGAGGCAGCAUUUAGUUUUUAUGCAUCUCAGAUCUGGAACAAACUCUGAAAACCAAAACUGUGCAUGGUCUUUUGGAUUCUUUAAAUCAAGACUGGAAACCUUUACGUUUACUAGCUUUCAUUCAAAGAUUCUGACUAAUGAACCGAUCACUGAUAAGUGAUUGAAGUGUGAGACUGAAGUUUAAAUUGGCAUUUUAUGAUUUGCUUAUUUGUAUGUGAUGCUUUUAGGUGUUUGAUAUACAUAUAAAAGCAAUGAAUAAAAAAAAAAUAGCAAGAAAUGGGUUUAGGUUUGAAUGUAUUGUGCAUUUUUUCUUAUUCAAAAAGGUCAACAUUAUACUUAAAGAUUUAAUUAAAUACUGUGAAUUCAGUCAUUUGAAUGUAUAUAUUUGUUGCAUGUUUUUUGUAGCCAUUAAUAUGCAGGUAUAAUUCUAACUGGCUAUUUACCCAGUUAGAAUUAUAAAAAAAAAAAAAAAAAAAGGCCUUUGAGCAUCGUCCAUAAAUAUUCUGAAGGGUUGGCAUCUGGACUUCAGGAAGGCAAUUACAGAAGCUUAUUGUUAGCCUGCUUCAUCCAUUCCAAAACCCGAUUGCAUUUGUGUUUGGAAUCAUUGUCCUGUUAAUUUUGAUUUAAAGUUAUGUUAAUUGA